Messenger RNA from Brassica rapa (field mustard), 4799 nucleotides. Its product is annotated as E3 ubiquitin-protein ligase RHA1B. Gene Ontology annotation, biological process: protein ubiquitination. The record is from RefSeq and is a predicted model, not a curated record. Gene Ontology annotation, molecular function: ubiquitin protein ligase activity. NCBI's taxonomy places the organism in Eukaryota, Viridiplantae, Streptophyta, Magnoliopsida, Brassicales, Brassicaceae.
AAUAUUUUGUAUGUAUAUCAAAGAGCAUUAUUUGAUUAUAAUUAUUUGAUUAUCAUUGGUAGACCAACACAAAAACAGGUCAAAGGUCAAAGAUAUAAGAGAAUUAAAAGCUCAUUUAGUAUAAACUAAAAGAUUUAAGCAUAAAAUAAUAAAUCUAUUCAAGUUUCUAAACAAUAUUAGAAUAGAAAAAUAGAAAAAAAAUAUCUCAUUCAUUUAUGAAUGAUAUCCUUCAGACAUUUAUGAAUAUAAAGGAUAUCUCAUUCACUUUGUUCAAUAUAAAAAAAAUAGAAAAUACAAGUUUAUCUUCAAAAAAUAUCUUUAACAUAAUAUAAAAUAAAUAUUAGUAAAACUAUAUGUUUCACAAUUUUAAAAAAUUAAUUAAAUGUUCUUAUAAAACAUAAAAUUUUAGAUAAAAUUAAUUCCUUUCUUAAUUUAAUACUUCUAUAAGCAAUUUUAAAAAUAAAACUAAUAAAGCUAUAUGUUAAAAUAGUAGCUAUAUAAAAUUUUAAAUUUAAAUUUCUAUAUUUAAUUGUACAUGUAUACAUUUAUUUGUAUAAAAGUUUGGAGCGGAUUGGAUAUCCGACUCUAGAAUUUUUAGUAUUUGUGUUUUGCUUCAUUUUGAACAGAUGUUGAUUUUUAAUAUUUAUUUGCUUCGAAGACUUACGGAUGUCCAGAUUUUUUAAACGAAUCGAAUGAAUAACAAAUCAAAUUAAAAUUAACGGAUAAGAUGCCCAACCCUAUCCACCGUGAUAUGAACUUUGUAGGAUAGAUCUCUGGAUGCAGAUGGUUAAUCUUUGCAAAGCGAAUCAAAGACUCAAGCUUUCAAGGCAUGUGGAAAGGAAUGGUGACACAAGAGGGAUGGUUGGACCUCUUGAUACUUUUAGAUUUGGAUAUAACACACCAAGCAAAUAGCCUUUAAUUCUGUGGAUAUUACACACCAGAACAAGAUAACUCCAAAGAGAAAACAAGCUAGAUUGAAAAUAUGAUGAUGAACAAGAGAAUUUCGAGCAAGAAAUAAAGACAAGAACCUUGUACAUGUAUAAGGUCUUUGGAAUGAAAAAAGUAAAAGACCAAAGGCUCCCACGUUAUAAGAAACUAAGUUUUAAAAUUCAAAAUAAAACAUAAAAUAAGCUUACGACUAUGGAUCAACAAUUAGGUGGUAGAAGAAGUCAUUUAUGGUCUCAUUUAAAACCUAUCUUUGGAAAAUAAAGUGAGACAAACCAAAGACAUGGAAAAAGAAUGCCUAAAUGUUGAUCAGCUUGACCUUCGACCAAGACUUGCUUGAACGAUGGUUAAGGUAACUAUGGUCAAGGUUUCAUGGAUGAUUACUUUUGACCAUGGCUUUCUUUUUGUUCCCAAACUGACCUAAACAUUCCACUAACAGCUUUCAUGAGCUUCUUUGAUCUUGCACAAGUCAUUGGACCUUUUUGAAUAGUUAAGACACCUUCAUCUUCAAUCUCUCCAUCUGGUUCAAGCUUAUUCCCACGUUCUUCACUUGACCAUCUGGACUUGACCAGGAUUGUAGCGUUCUCUAAUUUUUCUUUACCUGACCAUUUGGACUUAACCACAUUUGUAUUGUCAUUUGGUUUGUCAUCAGUUGACAAUCUAAACUUGACCAUGUUUGUAUUAUCAUUCGGUUCGAUCAGGAAUACAUAAUCCCAUCCCUUUUGAAAAGAAUUUAUCUUCAAAUUUAGAUAAUCUGCAUAAAAAAAGAGCCAAACCAUAACAUUGAAACUAUUACUCACAUCAUAACUAAUUUGCAAAUCGAACUUGUAGACAUGUUUUAGUGAAAUUAUUAGUUAAAAUAUCUUCAAUCCAAAUUUAUCAUUUCAGAAGUGAUUCAGAAUGUUUUUAAAAUCAUCUAAAAUUCUGUAAAAUCAGAACAUCAUUUUUUUAAAAAAAAAUUGAAAGACUAUAUGAUAUCUCUAUAUAUAAUAAUAAUUAUAUAUAGACUUUGCUUUUGCUUCCAAGACAUGUUUGUCAACUAUGUGAACUAUUCACUUUUCACUUUAUCUCCUUCUUCUAUGCCUAUCACCAACCCAUCAUACAUCCUGUUCUUCUAUGAUUGGUUGUUUUCAGUCACCGUCAGUAGCUUUAUUUCUUUAACGUAAGUUUCAAUCCUCUUUUUCUACAAAUCCCGCCCCUCGCGAUCUACGCUAACACCGAGAAUUGUAAUAUCCAAAUUGAUAUAAAUAGCCAAUUUAUAUACAUGCUUCCACAAAAUGUUUCUUUCUUUCUUUUCCAUCAUUCUUUAAAAAGAAAGGUAACAUGGGCUUUUCCUACGGCGGCACCGGAAUUAUAAUCGUGGGAGUUAUUCUGAAUGAUUUUAUGAGAGCUGUUUGUUCUUUUCUUGUUCCAACUCGUUUGUUUGGGGCUUAUUCUUCGGCCGGCAUAAACAAGAAGAUUCCAAUGGACGAUAUGCUUCCGGCGACGAAGUUCAAGGAUAUGUCACGGGUGGAUCCCCCGGAGAGCUGCCGGAUAUGUCAAGAUGAGUUCGAUGGUGGCGACCAGGUCCGGUGUUUAAGGAACUGCGUUCAUGUUUUUCACAAGACGUGUAUUGACCGUUGGAUCCAUGACGAUAAAAUGACAUGUCCUUUGUGUAGAACCCCAAUAAUUCCUGAUUUCUAUUUUCUUCGCUUGUAAAAAUUUUAAAUAGCUAAAACUAAAAAGAGAUACAAUAAUCGUUAGAAACAAAAAAAAAUAUAUUGGUUACCAUUUUUAAGCUUAGUUACACGCCAUAUUACCAACCAAAAAUUUUAUGAUUCAGGUAUUAAAAAGGAAGAAAAUUGGAUAAACAACAACAACAACCAAGGGAAAUAUAGGCCUUAAUUCAUAUGUCACGUGUGAUUGUGUAAACAAAACACUAUUCAAUCAUUAGUAUAUUGGGCCAUUACUGAAGAAGCCCACAUGGAAUUUCAGAGGCCGAGAGAACCGAACCAAGCGCAAAACGUAACUUGAAGAUUUUUUUUUUUUUUUAACAACUAACUUUAUUUAUAUUUUUUUUUUUUUAUCAACUUUCGGGCCACAACGGACCGGCCCGAUAGCCCAAACCCUCAUAGAGGGGAAGGCCUCACUACAGGAGGCAGGAAGGGGUUGAACCCUUGAUACCAAGGUCCCAAAGGGACUGACAUAUGGCCACUGGGCCAUGAGCUUGCAAACUUGCAAACUUGAAGAUUUUGUUAAAGAAAAAGAAGAAGAUAUAUGUAUAACAGUAAAUUUACAUUUCACCAACUUCGGCUGUCGUAUUUUUACUGUACAUAUAGAAAUUGAACUUGUCAAUACUUUUGAAAGUUUUAUCAAAUGACCUCAAGUUUACCAUUUCAGCAAGCAGUCAAUCACUGCUCGAUAGUCAAUAAUUUUUAUCUUUUUUUGGCCACAGCAGUCAAUUAUUAUAAUUUCUGUCGUAUACAAUCGGUCACUUACUAAGCCAGGUUGAAAUGUAAGGUUUUCUUGGGCUCUUGGAGAGCAAAAUGCAACCGGUGUUCCCCGUAUCCGGUUCCGUCUUGCUUCCCAGAACAGUUCUCCUCCUCCUUUUUAUCAUUUUUAUAUAUAUAGAAAAAGGGAGAAAUAAAUGAAAAAAUAAAACCAUUUGCAGAGUAAUCGAGGCGGUUUUAUUUUCUUCUUCUUCGUCUCUCAUCGCAAUCAUAUCUAAACAUCCUCUUCGUCUUCGUACGGCUCCUGCACAGUCUGUUUGAUCUUAUCGCUUCAGAUUUCAUCUGUGAGAUUAUUUCUUUUGUCAACCAUCUCUUGUCGAAUGGCUGACAAAGAGGAAGCAUCAUCAGGUGGUGACAACGCUACUCGUGGAACUGAUUGGGAAGUUGUUUCACUCACUGCUUCUGCUUAUGCUGCUUCUCCUGGUCCCAAACCAGUUGAUGAUGAUGUUACUCCUCCUCCUUACGAAGCAGAGACUACGACGACGACAUCUCAUCCUCUGUACAUGUCUCGCCACUUUGCUUUCCCACCCUCUGAAGAAGAACAACAUCACACCGACAUCCCCACGGAACCUAGUGAGAAGAAGAUGAAGAUGGAUUCUGAAUUCUCUGUAGAGCAAGAAACCGGAAAAGAAGAUGGUGGAGAUUUGACCCUAAAAGGCUUGGAUUUAGCCAAAGAUGAUGAGUUUGACUUUCUCCAAGAGGGCAAAGGCAAAAGCAACAUUUACAUGCAAGAUGAGAGAGCUUUUGGUGGCGAACACAGCGACCCUAUUCAACAACAAACCGACGUCGCUCCACCUGAACUGGAAGAGGAGCAUCAUCAAGUAGCAGCAGCAGCAAACUCCCCACCACCUUGCGAGCCUUGGUGGAAAAGAAGCGCCGCUUCUUUGAUCUCUCAGGCGAAAGAAACCAACACAGUUUGGUCCAUUUUCAUAGCUGCUGCUGCUGUCAUGGGAGUUGUGGUUCUUGGACAGCGUUGGCAACAUGACAGGUGGCAGGUUUUGCAGCUUAACUGGGAAUCAACCAUUGGUAAUGAGAAAGCAGCUGGAAGACUGAUGGGACCCAUCUCUCGACUGAAACAAGCAUUUGUCGGGGGACAACGACGGGAUUCUUUCAUUCGGGCCGCCGGUUCCCAAAACGACAGUUAAAACGAAGACAGACGAUGAAAAGGUGAUUUGGUUUGAUGAUGACGAUAAUAACAGUAUGUAGUAUGUGACUCUUUGUGUCCGAAUGUAAGUCUGGCGUCGAGAAAACAUAAAGAUGAUGAUAUGUAAAGUCUUGUUGUUUUAUAUUUUAAUGUUUCGGUCAGGUUUGUGAUGUGUGUAUAUGGCUUUCGGUUUGUUCUCAAGUGUACGCUUUGCUUUUUUU